Messenger RNA from Epinephelus fuscoguttatus (brown-marbled grouper), 2306 nucleotides. It is a transcript of the gene unc119b, whose product is annotated as unc-119 homolog 1. The coding region runs from base 96 to 839 and encodes 247 amino acids. The transcript is spliced from 5 exons. Gene Ontology annotation, molecular function: lipid binding. Gene Ontology annotation, biological process: nervous system development; lipoprotein transport; cilium assembly. The record is from RefSeq and is a predicted model, not a curated record. Gene Ontology annotation, cellular component: cilium. NCBI's taxonomy places the organism in Eukaryota, Metazoa, Chordata, Actinopteri, Perciformes, Serranidae.
UACGCCAUCUUGAAAUUACACCCGCAGUUUGUAAGUCGCUCCCAAAUUGCAAAGCACAACAUCUCUUUUUUUAAAUAAGCGCUGCUGUGUCCGGCAUGAACGGUUCACGAAACAAACCGGCACCGACAGUCAGCAAAGGUCAGACGGACGCAAACACCGGCUCGGAGACGAAUCAUAGGGAUCGAAAGAGCGGAGGAGGAAUGCUGAAGAAGCUGAAGUCGAGGCGCAGUCAAACAGAUAAGUGGCCCGUGGUCACAGAGGAUGAACUCCGGGCUCUGGGGAGAGAUAUUACCCCGGACCAUGUCCUGGGUCUCCGGGUAGUCACGGAGGACUAUUUGUGCAAACCUGAAGACAAUAUCUACAACAUUGACUUUACACGUUUUAAAAUCAGAGAUCUGGAGACAGGAACAGUGCUGUUUGAGAUUGCCAAACCUCCCAACAGCGGUCCUGUGGAGGGUGAAGAGGAGAGUGGAGAUGUAGACACCAGUGCAGGGCGUUUUGUCCGAUAUCAGUUUACACCCGCCUUCCUAAAACUGUGCACUGUUGGUGCAACUGUGGAAUUCACAGUGGGUGACCGGCCCAUAAACAGCUUUCGUAUGAUUGAGAGGCAUUACUUCCAGGGACGCCUUCUCAAGAACUUUGACUUUGACUUUGGUUUUUGCAUUCCCAACAGCCGCAACACAUGUGAACACAUUUAUGAGUUUCCACAGCUUCCAGAUGACCUCAUUCGGCAAAUGGUUGCACACCCUUAUGAGACCAGAUCAGACAGUUUCUACUUUGUGGACAACAAACUCAUCAUGCACAACAAGGCAGACUAUGCCUACAAUGGUGGUCUGUAAUACUCAAAGAUAAAAAAAAAUGUUUGCAAUACUUCCCAGGGGAUAGAUGUCCUAUAUUACGACAAACCGAAAGCAGGGGGGGCAGAAGUAUUCUCUCCAUUGUGGACAUUCCUACAGACGUGACAACAUUCUUAAGAGCCAAUGAACCACAUCUGCCUUCAAAUGAAAUCAUGGAUCCAUUCACCAGUACCUCACAGAGCCCAGUUUCUGGGAUUCUGAGGAAUGUUCCGUUAAAUAUUUCUCUGUUAAAUCUGACUGAAACCUUUUUGUUCUCUCUUUCUGUUGGUCAUACAAGAAUCAUGUUACUGCUUGAACACUUGCCUUAAGUUUCUUGCCGUCUCUGCUGGAAAGGGACACUUUGAGUCAUAGACCUCUCAUGGCAAAGCCUAUAGACUGUUAGUUAUGAUUUCAUUUACUUUAGUAUAAAGCUGUUAUCGGUUGGUGUUUAUUUGAACUACCUUUUGCAAGUGACAAUUGUGUUUCCUGUAUGGAAAAGCGAGCAUUAACUAGAUGUUUUACAGUAUUGUUAGUCAUAGAUGAUCAUGUAGCACUAGUUGACAUUGUUUGAGUUUCAUUCUUGCUUAAAUAUUGUUACGAGUCAUUUGGACUGUUUGCGUUGGAUGUUUAAGCUUGGUGUCACUUUUAUAAGGAACAUUGGGUUGUCCUAUCUGAUCUUCAGUAGGACAUUUUUGUUUCAAGAACGGCAUGAGCUCUUUACAGCAGUUUUAACAACAUUGAUGACUGUCAGCUGGGAAUCUAGCAUUUGUUCAAACUCUGUAACCUGCACACAUACUGGGAUACAUGAAAAGGACAAGAUAGCAGCAGAGUCUGAGUUACCGGACUUGCUUUAUAUGGCAUCUGUGUCUCAAACAGUGUGGUCAGCCCGCUUUAUCCACUCCAGUGUGUAAUCACACAGUUAUUUAAUCCCUUGAGGUUUGUCUUCCUGGUUUAUUUGGUACAGCACUGUGAAUCCCACUCUUAAGGAACCAAGUUUUUGCUGAGUGUAUCUUCAGCUGCUCUGCGCUCAGGUUCUUAAUCUAGCACGUAACAUGUAAGUACAGAGUGAUGUAGCUUGAUAGUUGAUCUAUUUUUUAACGAGGCAGUAGAGUAGAUACAGAAGUUGACCUGUUUGUCUAUUCAUGGAAGCCCUGUUUUAAAGACUAUACUGGUGGUUUUGCAUUAAUUGUAACCCAUUUAUGCUAAAUUGUGUAAUGUUAUACUCGAGUUUCCAAAGUUUCCAGGUACACCUACACAAUGUAAUUUAAUUCUGCCUAACAGCCCUGCACUAAAUCCUUCCAUAGUUAAGCUUGCAAUACUCAGUUUUGGUGACACUUUAUCAGAGAGGUGUCUGUUUGAUUAUAUGGUCAUUUAAGAGGCUGCGGUGCUGCUGAAUUAUAUUCCAUCUAUUUAAAUGUGUUCCUGAAAAGUUGGGAUGUCUGUAGUGUUUAUUAAAAAUACCAACAAUGA